Messenger RNA from Cicer arietinum (chickpea), 354 nucleotides. NCBI's taxonomy places the organism in Eukaryota, Viridiplantae, Streptophyta, Magnoliopsida, Fabales, Fabaceae. The record is from RefSeq and is a predicted model, not a curated record.
AUGUAUGAACAACAACCUCCUCCAUUAACAGUGGACCAACAAUCCUACAAUGGUGCAUCACAACAUGACUCCAUUGGUCCUGUAAUUGGAGUUCUUAUUGUGAUAAUUGUGUUGGGCAUAAUUGCAGUGAUGAUUGGAAGGUUGUGUUCAGGAAGAAGAAUCAUGGGUCAUGGCCAAUAUGAUAUAGAAAGCUGGGCAGAGAGAAAAUGUUCUACUUGUAUCGAUGGAAGAAUUAAUCUUUCGAUACCGAUGAGGGCUAGUGAGUCUAGCACUACCUCACUUCCUGCAACACCCAUUAAUACUCGUCAAGAAGCUGAACAAUCUUCUCAGAACACACCACCUAAUAACACUUGA